AAACGGCAAAUUUUGAAUUCAUCAUGAUGAUAUAGAGGUAAUUCAAUUUAAAAUAAUUGAAAUGGUUUAACCAUGGCUAUUUUUGUAGGCACUUGCAAACUACAACUAGAACCAGAACCCAAACCGAAAAUCGAAUUUCCAUCGAAUGUAUUACUUCUCCUUAUAAAUUAUAGUAUAUCAUCAUCAUUUUUAAAAAGAAAGUCCCCGCCACCACCGACCGCCAGUCUACUCCUUGCUCGAGUGGCGAAGCUCCUCCCUCAGCGUCGCCUCCGCCAGUUCGAUCUUUUGUGGCUUACGCAGUGGAACUCUCAUAAGUCUUGAUAAAAAGAAUAUCAUAAACACGAAAUGGCUGAAUCUGCAAGGGAAGAUAAAAGUAAUAUGCUUCGGAUUUUAAUCGCUACGGAUUGUCAUCUUGGUUAUAUGGAGAAGGAUGAAAUUCGCCGGCACGAUUCAUUUCAGGCAUUUGAAGAGAUUUGCUCAAUUGCUGAGCAGAAACAGGUGGACUUAAUACUUCUUGGCGGCGAUCUUUUUCAUGAGAAUAAGCCUUCAAGGUCAACCCUAGUCAAAGCCAUUGAAAUUCUCCGCCGUCAUUGUCUCAACGAUAGGCCAGUUCAGUUCCAAGUUGUGAGCGACCAGACAGUGAACUUUGCAAAUUCCUUUGGCCAUGUGAACUAUGAAGAUCCCCACUUCAAUGUUGGGUUGCCCGUUUUCAGCAUUCAUGGGAAUCAUGAUGAUCCUGCUGGAGUGGACAAUCUUUCUGCUGUUGAUAUCCUUUCAGCAUGUAAUCUUGUCAACUAUUUUGGAAAAAUGGUACUUGAGGGUUCUGGUGUGGGGCAGAUCACUCUUUAUCCUAUUCUUAUAAAAAAGGGCUCAACAUCUGUAGCUCUUUAUGGCCUUGGAAAUAUCAGAGAUGAACGCCUGAAUCGAAUGUUUCAGACGCCGCAUGCGGUGCAGUGGAUGCGACCUGAAGCCCAGGAAGGCUGUCAAGUUUCAGACUGGUUCAAUAUACUAGUACUUCAUCAAAAUAGAGUGAAGACAAAUCCUAAAAACGCAAUAAAUGAACAUUUCCUGCCUCGAUUUUUGGAUUUUAUCAUCUGGGGGCAUGAGCACGAAUGCCUUGUUGAUCCAAAGGAAGUUCCAGGCAUGGGUUUUCACAUUACUCAACCUGGUUCAUCUGUUGCAACUUCGCUGAUAGAUGGUGAAUCAAAGCCAAAACAUGUGCUGCUGUUAGAGAUCAAGGGGAAUCAGUAUCGUCCAACAAAGAUACCUCUCAACUCUGUGAGGCCUUUUGAGUACACAGAGGUAGUGCUGAAGGAUGAACCUGAUAUAGACCCUAAUGAUCAGAAUUCUAUUCUUGAACACUUGGACAAUGUGGUUAGAAAUUUGAUAGAAAGGGCUAAUCAAAAGGCUAUUAAGAAAUCAGAGCUCAAGCUUCCCUUAGUUCGAGUGAAGGUGGAUUAUUCUGGGUUUAUGACGAUAAAUCCACAGAGGUUUGGGCAAAAGUAUGUGGGGAAGGUUGCAAAUCCUCAGGAUAUUCUUAUAUUUUCCAAAGCAUCUAGAAAAGGUCGCAGUGAAGUAGAUAAAAUUAAUGAUUCUGAAAGGCUACGACCGGAAGAGCUGAAUCAGCAAAAUAUUGAAGCUUUAGUUGCUGAAAGUAAUCUGAAAAUGGAGAUACUCCCAGUCAAUGAUUUGGAUGUUGCGUUGCACAAUUUUGUGAAUAAGGAUGACAAAAUGGCCUUCUAUUCUUGUCUGCAAUACAACCUCGAAGAAACUCGUAAUAAAAUUGCUGGGGAUCCGGAUGUUCAUAAGUUUGAAGAGGAAGACAUUAUUGUCAAAGUUGGAGAGUGCUUAGAGGAACGUGUGAAAGAAAGAGCCUCGAAGACAAAAGAUGGCCAAGAUUUUACAUUCAGUGGCCCGUCCUCACAGAAUGUAAGGACUAGAAGUACUGAAGGAGUUGGAACUGCUGCUUCCUUCAGUGAUGAUGAAGAUGCUACUAUAUUCUCUGGCUCAAAGUCUACCAGAAAGGGCAGGAAAGAGCUGUCACAAUCUUUGAGGUCCACUCAUGAUAUUUCAGAUGCUGGUAAGACUACAGGAAGAGGAAGGGGAAGGGGAAGAGGGAGAGGCAGGGCUUCCAAUACAUUGAAGCAGACCACAUUGGAAGCAAGCAUGGGUUUCCGUCAUUCACAAAGAUCUGCAUCAGUUGCUGCAUCUGCUUCUGUCCGGAGUAUGGCUGAUGAGGUGGAUGAAGUGGACUCAGACUCAAAUGAUGAAACAGCUAAACUUGAUGUUAAUGAUAUUGCUGAUAGCUCGGAUGAUGCUGAAACUCUGGAGGGGAAGGGCAGAAAAAGAGCUGCUCCAAGGGGAAAGGCUAGAGGUUCCACCACCUCCAAAAGGGGAAGAAAAUCAGAUAACCCUUCAUCUUCACUCCAUAGAUUGCUUGCAAGCAGAGAUGAUGAUGACGAGGAUGACGACAUGGGGAAGAAACCUAAUAGAUCUCAACCUCGGGUGACAAGAAAUUAUGGAGCUUUAAGACGGUAGCUAGCCAGCUGCUUCAGACAUCUCUCAUUGGAGGUGAUGCUGUCCAAUUUGGGGUUGCGUGUGGCUCCUCACGGUUCAAUAUUGGGUCAUACGCCUGUAGGAAGAGCUGUACAUGUAUGUUACAAGUUUUUCUGUGAACACCGAUAUCUUGUUAAUGAUGGUUUGCCCCUAUUUAAUAUUGAUAUCCAUUACAAACCAGCUUUACCUCUUGAACGCCAGCAGAUUUUGGAGGCCUUUCUCAUGUGUAUUGCUAUUAUGCAUAAGUUGACUCGAAAAUCAGCCACUGUGGUGAUUCUUUUAUCUUCA
This is a messenger RNA of Sesamum indicum (sesame), 2844 nucleotides long. RefSeq names its product DNA repair and meiosis protein (Mre11) (gene MRE11). Gene Ontology annotation, molecular function: 3'-5'-DNA exonuclease activity; manganese ion binding; single-stranded DNA endonuclease activity. The record is from RefSeq and is a predicted model, not a curated record. Gene Ontology annotation, cellular component: nucleus; site of double-strand break; Mre11 complex. Lineage: Eukaryota; Viridiplantae; Streptophyta; Magnoliopsida; Lamiales; Pedaliaceae. Gene Ontology annotation, biological process: mitochondrial double-strand break repair via homologous recombination; mitotic G2 DNA damage checkpoint signaling; meiotic DNA double-strand break formation.